AUGCGCGGAGCUCCGCUUCUCGAGCGCGAGCCGCCGGCGGUGCUCAUCCAACUUCCGGUGUUCAACGAGCGCUACGUGGUCGAGCGGUUGAUCCGCGCGGUGGCGGCGCUCGACUAUCCGCGCUCACGCCUCAGCGUGCAGGUGCUCGACGACUCGACGGAUGACACCGGGACGAUCGCCGACCGGGUGGUGGCGGAAUGCGCGGCCGCCGGGCUCGAUAUCUGCCGCAUCCACCGGACCGACCGCCGGGGCUUCAAGGCCGGGGCUCUGCAGGUGGGUCUCGACGCGUCGGACGCGCCGUUCGUGGUGAUCUUUGACGCCGAUUUCGUUCCCAAACCCGACUUCUUACAGGAGGCGCUCCCGUAUCUGCUCGGCGACGAGCGGACCGGCCUCGUCCAGGCCCGCUGGGACCAUCUGAACCGCGACUACUCGCUCCUGACCGACGUCCAGGCCAUUCUCCUGGAUGGGCACUUCAUGACCGAGCACGGCGGGCGCCACGUCUCGGGUUGCUUUUUCAACUUCAACGGCACGGCGGGAAUCUGGCGGCGGGCGGCGAUCGAGGACGCCGGAGGCUGGGAAGGGGACACGCUGACCGAGGAUCUCGACCUCUCCUACCGGGCUCAGCUUCGGGGGUGGCGAUUCGUGUUCGUGCCCGAGAUCGCAGCCCCGGCCGAGCUUCCGGUCUCGAUGAACGCCUUCAAGGCGCAGCAGCGCCGCUGGGCUCAGGGAUCGCUCCAGACCGCCCGGAAGUUGCUGCCGCAAAUCCUGGCCUCCCCGCUGCCGCUGCGCGUCCGCGCGGAGGCGUUCUUCCACCUCUCGAGCAACCUUGCCUAUCCGUUGAUGGCGGUGCUGAGCCUGCUCAUGGCGCCGGUGCUCUUCGCCCGGGUGAGCACCGGACUCCGGGAAAUGGCGCUCCUCGACAUUCCGAUAUUCGCCGCCGCCACCCUCUCGGUGGUGUCCUUCUAUUCCUUUUCCCAGAGCGCCUGCUCCGGCUCCAGCCGCUGGGCGAGCGGGAGGGGCUCUGGCGCCGGGUGCGGGGAAUUCCCCUGGCGCUCGCCGUGGGCAUCGGCAUCUCGUUCAGCAACGCGGCCGCGGUGCUUGCCGGCGUGGUGGGCCGGCCGACCCCUUUCGUCCGGACGCCCAAGUACGGCAUUGCCCAGACAAGUGACAAGACAAGUGACAACUGGCGCGGCAAGUCCUACCGGAUGCCCGCCGGCGCCAUCCCGGCGCUGGAGUUCGGUCUGGGACUCGUGA
Molecule: messenger RNA, 1254 nt
Organism: Geodia barretti
Lineage: Eukaryota; Metazoa; Porifera; Demospongiae; Tetractinellida; Geodiidae
Source: the annotation of a GenBank genome assembly